AUGCCUCUACCAGGAUGUUUUUCGAAUGCAGUCGAACCGAUGCAGGUGGAUGUGCAGCCGGAAGAUAAUGAAAACAAUGAGGAGGAUAUGUACGUGGUCGAAAACCCAUCGAUAGAUUUGGAACAGCUCGCCAACCAGUACACGGGUUUGGCCAAACUGCACCGGCUCAUCUAUGUCGCGGAUCACUGCCCGACGCUGCGCCUGGAAGCGCUCCGGAUGGCGAUCAACUACAUUACGACCACGUACAAUGUGACGCUGUAUCAGCAUUUGCACAAGAAACUGGCCGACAAUGUGAGCAAUCAGUUUCUGCCCGACGUUGCCUCCCAGUCGACCGGUUCGCAAGAGAUACCGUCCUUCGAUGCGACCUGGGUUGAGUCGAAGAGCAAAAAGUCCGCACUGAAGCUGGAGAAGCUAGACUGCGAUCUGAAGAACUACAAAGCUAAUUCAAUCAAGGAGAGUAUCCGGCGAGGUCAUGACGAUCUCGGCGAUCACUACCUAAACUGUGGCGAUCUAUCGAAUGCGCUCAAGUGCUACUCUCGGGCUCGUGACUAUUGUACUAGCGGCAAGCAUGUAGUGAACAUGUGCCUAAACGUCAUCAAAGUGUCGAUCUACCUACAGAACUGGUCCCACGUGCUGAGCUACGUUUCAAAAGCGGAAGGCACUACCGAGAUCGCGGAAACGUCCAAGGAUAAGGAUCCGAACCAGGUUGUGAUUACACGACUCAAGUGUGCGGCCGGGUUGGCUGAGCUGGCGACACGCAAGUACAAGUCCGCGGCCAAACACUUUCUGCAGGCAAACUUUGACCACUGCGAGUUCCCGGAAAUGAUAUCGACGAACAAUGUGGCCAUGUACGGGGGGCUGUGUGCGUUAGCCACAUUCGAUCGGCAGGAGCUUAAGCAGGUGAUUGCGAGUAGCUCGUUUAAGCUGUUUCUCGAGCUGGAACCACAGUUGCGCGAUAUCAUCUUUAAGUUCUACGAGUCAAAGUAUGACUCGUGUUUGAAGCUGCUGGACGAGAUUAAGGAUAAUCUGCUGCUGGACAUGUACAUUGCACCGCACGUUAAUGCACUUUACACGCAGAUCCGUAACCGGGCGCUGGUACAAUACUUUAGCCCGUACAUGUCCGCGGACAUGCGCAAAAUGGCCACCGCGUUCAAUAGAUCGGUGGCCGCGCUCGAGAAUGAAAUCAUGCAGCUUAUUCUUGAGGGACAGAUACAGGCGCGCAUCGAUUCGCACAACAAAAUCCUUUACGCGAAGGAUGCCGACCAUCGAAGUGCCACAUUCGAGAAGGCAAUCAAUGUGGGAAAGGAAUUUCAGCGGCGUACGAGAAUGUUCAUCCUCCGGGCGGCCAUCCUUAGGCGCCACAUUCAUGUGAAGAACCAGCCACGCGAAAGCAGUAAUCAUGCGACGGAAAUUUGCGUUCCGGCGAGUGGAUCGUCCAGCGGUACUCUGGCGCGCAAUUGA
Messenger RNA from Anopheles marshallii, 1461 nucleotides. RefSeq names its product COP9 signalosome complex subunit 1b (gene CSN1b). Lineage: Eukaryota; Metazoa; Arthropoda; Insecta; Diptera; Culicidae. Gene Ontology annotation, cellular component: COP9 signalosome. The coding region runs from base 1 to 1461 and encodes 486 amino acids. The transcript has 3 exons. The record is from RefSeq and is a predicted model, not a curated record.